This is a messenger RNA of Lingula anatina, 3960 nucleotides long. RefSeq lists its product as uncharacterized. The record is from RefSeq and is a predicted model, not a curated record. Gene Ontology annotation, molecular function: protein binding; ligand-gated sodium channel activity. Gene Ontology annotation, cellular component: plasma membrane. Lineage: Eukaryota; Metazoa; Brachiopoda; Lingulata; Lingulida; Lingulidae. Gene Ontology annotation, biological process: sodium ion transmembrane transport.
AUGGCAAAAAUUGUAUUUUAUACAUACGUCUCUUUUUCUGACACAGUUUGUAACGGAUCGGAUGUGUUCCAAUGCACAACUGGCCUAUGCAUUGCCAAGAGUUUAGUAUGCAACGAGAUUGAUGACUGCGGAGAUGGAUCAGAUGAAGCGGGAUGCGACGAGCUCAGACGUUUUUUCAAUAAUACCUGCAACGACGUAAAUGGGAUGGACAGUUUGAACCCAACACGUGCGACAGACAGUGGUUCUUCCCGGGAUAUAAACGUUACCUCUGAAAACCUUGGGAUAGGGCACAAAAGAGUAGAAUUAACACCGUUCCUAUUCAAAGCUGCACACCAAUUAGAAGACCUGAUUCACAGAUGCUCUUGGGAUGGACAGCCUUGUGAAAAAGGCAGUUUCAAGCCGGUCCUAACUGAUUACGGAGUGUGUUAUAGUUUUAAUGGAGCCACCGCUGAUGAGAAAGUAAAGGUGUCUGAAAGAGCAGGUUCAAGAUUCGGCUUGAGUUUGACACUUAACAUAGAGCAGUAUGAAUAUAUGCUAGGACCAAAUAAGGAUGCUGGAGUGAAGGUAUUCCUGCACCCUCAGGAUGAGAUCCCACAGGUCCGGGAACUAGGGUUCACCGUGGCUCCUGGAAUGCACGCGCUGGUGGCCGUGAAGAAGACAUCCACUAAGAGUCUUAAGAAACCUCAUGGCACCUGUGGAAUCAUGCCGCUUGAUUACUAUCAACAAUAUACGACAGGAAGAUGUUUGUUGGAACAUGAAACCAAGCGACUGGUACAAGCCUGCGGCUGUCGAGAUGCCUAUAUGCUAAGGGAAGGCAAAGGGAAAGGCGAAGAUGACCCGCCUGUUUGUGACACUGUCAAAUAUAUUGAUUGUGUUUUGCCACGUUUGAAGCAACGUACACACAAACAGGCUCAGUGUAUCCAGCCUUGCAUCACCACGUUCUACGAACCUGUAAUAUCAUAUGGAAAAUUUUCCGACAUCAACGUCGACCGUGUACUCCGUGGAAAUAUUUCUGUUCUCAAUGAAACAUUCUUAAACGCCAGAGAGGGAGCACACCGGGUUGACCCCGAGCGGUUCACCGAAGUUUACGAAUUGCUGCACGAGCUGAACAAAAGUUAUACCAAAUUCCUAAGUGUGCUUCACGAUAUAUUAGAAGUACCCAUCGACCACAAGUAUGUUACCCAAAGGAUCGAAAAUUCAAAAAGGUAUCUCACUGAUAUGUAUAGAAAAGACGUCCGACUGAUUACCGAAUUUGUAUCGCCAUACCGAUUUCGGUACGUCGUCGAGGUUCACCCCUAUGUCCUAAAGUUAACAGAAGCUCUGGGGCACUUGCCAGGUAACUUAUUUAUAUUAUUGGGUGGUUCAGACGCCUUCUCUAACGACAAAAGAUCGAACGCAAAAGUGGAAGUUCAGAAUUUCUACAAUCUUUACAACGAAAGCAUGUCUGUGUUUCUGGAACCCAGUGCCGAGAAGAACGCAAUAGACUUGCCCGACUUUUUCUUCCGUUCUGACACCAUUCCGUUUGUGUUUCUUGAACCCAGUGCCGAGAAGAACGCUAGAGACUUGCCCGACUUUUUCUUCGGCUCUGACAACAUUCCGUGCAUGCAAUCAAGGGUAUAUGUUGAGGAAAAAUGCAAAUAUGCACUAGAACAUUCAAACAAGUCGAAUAUUAACAUUGUUUUGGACGAUAAAAAUCUUGUCAGUGAGAUUGAAAUGUUCGGGCGUUGUCUUAAUCUGUACUAUUCCACGAUAAGCGCUUUAUCUUCUUUGGAAUUAGUAAACCCCAGUUCAUAUUCGGGUGCGAAAUUGAUAAUUGACGAGUAUAUCGACUCUCUUCUUAUAGUUUCACAUGCCAUGUCACAUACUGAAAUGAUGCUGGCGCACUACCUGACGGGAGAGAUUACCAAAACUGAAAUAGCCGCAAUGUCCACCCCUGAUGAAAUCGCAUAUGCAAAGGAGAGCAUUAACAAAAUUUAUGACGUUGCAAAGGGGCUGGAGGGGCGAAAAUCGAAAGAACUUAAUGAUCUUCAAGAAAAAGUAGCACAAUCCUACAAAAACAUUGCUGAGAAAUGUCAGCAGUUUGAUACGUUUUUCUCUGCUGCCGGAAGAAAAGGAUCGUGUUUAGGACAGUUGUGGGCAAUGGAGAUAUGGAAGCGGUACGUUCCGGACAUCAAUCUGUUUGGUCAAAGCAACACGUCAGGUGGCCCUCCAGCAGACAAAUUUAUAUAUGUAGACAGCUAUCUUCAGGAACACGUUGAAGCUUACUUAGAACCAGUUCGGACUAUGUCCAAGCAACUAGGUGCCGAUCUCAGCGACCAGCGCGGCCUCUUAUUGCAAUAUUUUACUGAGUUUCAGACGCGACUGCAAAUGUAUUUAAAGGGGAAUUCACUGGACGCAACAUUUGUGGCAAAUAAUUUCCUCAGCCUGGACGUCUAUUUUGCCCAGCUGAGCUACCAAAGAAUCGAGCAAAUGCGAGACAUAAACGAAGGGUCAUUACUUAGUGAAAUUGGUGGAUUAAUGGGUCUUCUUUUGGGCGCAAGCGUCAUCACAUUAUUUGAACUUUUGGAUAUGAUUAUCUAUAACUUUAUCCUAAAACGAACAGCCAAAGUGGAUCGCAGAAACAGCCAGCACCCGGAUGAGUUUGAAAUGAAAGAAAAUUUUGCAAAAGAUACAUUCGAAACUCCGUUUGCCUAAUGACGCCUUUGGAUAGCUCAAACACAAAGGCUGUUCCUACUACGAACACGGACCACGAGUGCCUGGGAUGCAUGAAAAAAAUAAAGCAGACUUACAUUGAGUGAAAAACACAGUCAGAGAACGGGGGAGGGGUAUGCAAAUUAUUCAGAUUAUGAUAUAUAUAUAUCCAGUCAGAAUUUUCAUUUUUUUUUUUGUUUGUUUGUUUGUUCUUGUUGAAACUGUUUUUAUUGAACCCAUUAUAAAUUGAGUUGCACGGAAGGAAAAAAGUAUGUUAAAAUAUGUUUCUUGCAAGCAGGGUCAAGGUCUUACGCCUGCGAGAUUGAGUUCACAAGGUUCCGGUAUUUCAUCGUAAGGGAACGUAGUGUAUUUGUCAUGUAAUUGGUUGUUAUUGAUUUAAUCGGAUGGUCCUUUGCCGAGAGAAAGUGGCGUUGUACGGUAUGAUUGUGUUAAGUAAAAAGGUACAACUUGUAAAUUAUAAGGUCCUUACAAAAUUAACAAUUUAACCCCCCCCCCCCCCCGCCUUGAUUUAAAAUGGAUCUUGUCAACUGCAUUGUACAUAUAUUUAUCCUUGCCGACCCCCUCAUCCACUGUAUAUAAAAUCCCGUGUUUCUGCCAGUGUGCACGCAUGUUAUAAUGGUAAUAAGGAUGUAGCAGAACAUGUACAUUUAUGUAGCAGCUUUCUUCUGCUACAUGUGUUGCUAUCAGUUUUGCCUCUCCACAGUUUUAUGCAGGAAGAUACAGGUGCGUGUAAACUUUCGUUCAUAUCACAUAACCUGUGUUCCCUUUUGUUGAGUAUUUUUCUUCGUCUUAUAAAUGUCAACUUGGUGCUUUAAAAUACUUUGUGAAAGUUUACCUUGAUUCUCUGAAACAAUAUUUGUUAAAUAUAACCUUGAUGUUUUUGAAAUGUAUUUUUGAUGUUUUGAAAUAUUUUGCCUUCUGAAAAGGACACGAUGUGGUAGCGGAGAGGAAAAUAUGAAUAAACCAACUAUGUCGAGAAGGAUGCCAACAAACAGGGAGGAAAUUAGAUGAAAUGACACUUAUGCGGUAUGAAAAACAAGGCAACAAAGCUAUCAAAUGAAAAGACAAAAAGCAGAAAAUAUAAUUCAAAACACUUAAACAAAAAAACUAUAUAAUUUCCAGAAAGGUUAACCGAUAAGCAGGCUUUUCAUUUGAAGAUGCAUUUUAGUCCUAUAUUACCUUUCUGUAAGUUUGAGAAGAGUAAGUGACAUGGUUUUCCUUUAAUGGUCACUAUGGGGGCAGUGCCCA